AUGAGAGCCGGUAAAUGCAAAAAUCAUUAUCCUAAAAAUUUUGCUCCUUAUACAAUUCAUGGUGAGGACAGCUAUGCAUGUUAUAGAAGACGAGAUGAUGGCCGAAAAAUAAAGGUGCGCAAGCAUGAGCUCGACAACCAAUGGGUGAUACCUUACAACCCAUACUUAUUAGCUCUAUUUGAUUGCCACAUCAAUGUCGAAAUCUGCUCCACUGUUAAGCUUGUUAAGUACCUUUAUAAGUAUAUUUUUAAAGGUCAUGAUCUUAUCAGCUUUAAUCUUCUUGACCAAAAAUCUUCUAGUGCCAUUGAUGAAAUUAAUUGCUACCAGCAAGGGCAUUGGGUUUCACCUCCGGAAGCUUUGUGGCGCAUAUAUGAAUUUCGCCUAACAGAAAUGAAUCCAACAGUUUAUGCCCUCCAAGUUCACCUUCCUGACCAACAAUUUGCUUCUUUUGAUAAAAGUUCAGAUUUGUGGUAUCUCUUGAGAAAGAUUGAUUUUUCGAAGACUAUGUUGACUGAGUUUUUCAAAAUGAACAAAACCAAUGCCACAGCUCAGAAUUUGAAAUGUUUAUAUAGAGAUUUUCCUCAACACUUUGUGUGGACACAAAAAACAAAGACAUGGUCAUAG
This is a messenger RNA of Coffea eugenioides, 624 nucleotides long. RefSeq lists its product as uncharacterized. NCBI's taxonomy places the organism in Eukaryota, Viridiplantae, Streptophyta, Magnoliopsida, Gentianales, Rubiaceae. Bases 1 to 624 code for a protein of 207 amino acids. The transcript has a single exon. The record is from RefSeq and is a predicted model, not a curated record.